GCUGAAAGAUCUAUUAAUUUUGGAGAAUAUCCAAUGAGUGUCCCGCCACAAUUAGAACGUGGCUUUGGGAUCUAACGUGUUUCAACAGAUCCAUCGGGAUGCAGCUGAUCUCAUCUGUAGGCAUCAAUGCGCUAGCCUUUCCAAAAUUGGCGAACUUGGAAAGUCGCUACCGUUCCUUCGUCAUGGAUGAGCAAAUCAUUCCAAGCAACGGCUGCUGCUAAUCUUGUUUGGGCUGUGCUACUGGGCCAUAACGAACGAAACAGAGCCACAGGCUGGUGUUGUAAUAUUGCUGCGCUAAAAGGAUAUAUAGGUUCCCAUCUCUGCGUACACCGCAUCCAUUGCGCUCCACCCUUUAUUUUGCAACAUUUCAAUUGCUGUCGACACAUCUGUGCUUAGAAUUACUCCAGACGUCGAAAAUACACACACACCUCCGACACGACCCGAUCAACCAAACUUGCAACAUGAUUGUUACACUCGUCACUCGAGCUUUCCAGCUCAUCUUCGCCGCGAUUGUUCUGGGACUGUCAGUCAGCAUGACUCAAUGGCAAGCAGUAGGCAAGGCACCUGCUACGACUGGUUAUGCCGCAUUUUGUGGCGGCUGGGGCCUGGUCGCUGCUGCAAUUGGUCUCAUCGCGUCUUUCAUUGAAGCUAUCCCGGCCUUGGUUAUCAUCGCUAUUGACGCCUUGAGUGCACUGAUCUUCCUCGCGGGUGGGAUUGCACUUACCGUGGCUAUGAAGGGUUUAUCUUGCAGCUCUAGCCUACAGAACUACCCUUCCCUGUUCGAUAAUAAGAUCGUCAACGGUGGAUGCAUCGAGCAGGACGGCGAGAGACUUUGCGGCACCGGAGGACGGCCUGGAGACGAUGAAGACGAUGUCCAAACACGGGCGAACAGUUUGAAAGGCCGCUGCCAGAGAGGACAAGCCGACUACGUCUUCUUAUUCCUCGGCAUGGUCAUGUUCCUUAUGGCUAUCGGAGUGACCUUCUUCGCAAAAAAGCGUGGCAGCAGGAAGAUGGUGGUGUAAGCUUCGAUGUUGGAGGCAGAAGCACGAGAUUACGCGACGGCCCAACAAUCAUCCAUCGACGUCACUGAUGAAAAACACUAAUAACCUGUUUUCACUCUCACCGCGGUUCGCAACAGCGGCGUGAUGAAGAUAACUCUAUAAUCGAUACCCAGACAUCAUGAAUACAAGAGCUUUA
This is a messenger RNA of Pseudovirgaria hyperparasitica, 1197 nucleotides long. RefSeq lists its product as uncharacterized. Gene Ontology annotation, cellular component: eisosome; plasma membrane. Bases 462 to 1022 code for a protein of 186 amino acids. Gene Ontology annotation, biological process: eisosome assembly; protein localization to plasma membrane. Lineage: Eukaryota; Fungi; Ascomycota; Dothideomycetes; Acrospermales; Acrospermaceae. The transcript is spliced from 2 exons. The record is from RefSeq and is a predicted model, not a curated record.